AUGUCUAUGCCGUUAAGUCAGGAGUUGGCGGAUAUUUUUGAACAAAUUGAUACACACUACAAUGGCUACAUUACACGAGAUGAGUUGGAGGCAUAUGCAAAGAAGACUAAUCAACCGGAAGAUAUGGUGGAUAACUGGUUCAAAUGGUUCGAUUAUAGAGGCGUUGGAAGAAUUACCUUUGAGGAUUUGUGCGAAACUCUGGCCAUUAGCAUGUCAAAGAAUUAUUCACGGAAUGUCGAAAAGAAGAGGGAGACGCAAAAGGAGGCUAAAAGUAAAGAGAUCAAAAAAAUUGACUCCAGCUUAAUGGAAGGCGUGAAGGUUCUCUACUCAGGCUCAGUAAAGAAAGGACUCCUGGAGCAUGUUGUGCAAGAAAUCAAGAGCGCAAAUAUGGAUCGUUUCGACAAGGAGUCACAAUUUGCCAAAUAUUUGAAGGAGAACAUGGAGAAGAAAUGGGGUCAACAUUGGCAAGUUAUUGUCAGUAGAGCCACUUUUGGGUGUUCGGUGGGACAUGAGGAAGAUUACUUUGUCCAUUUCCAAUAUGGACCCUAUCUCUACAUUCUUUACCGCACUCCAGAUUGUGUGCAGUUUACUGGCGAGGAAGCAAGGAAGGUCAAAGCUAUGGAAUUCGAGGUGAUGGACCAUAUUGAGAAGGCUGAUGUGGAUUCAAAGGGCUACCUAACAAGAGAUGAAUUGAGGAAUUACUUCCAAUCACUUGGACAAAAUCCCGACUUUGUAGAUGAAUGGUUCAAAUGGUUCGAUCUAGACAACAAAGGCGUAAUAGAAGCGGAAGAAGUCUGCACCACCCUUGGAAUGACUAUGCGAAAACCCUACGCUGAGCGUGUGAAAGCUAAUCGAGAAAAAGCGGCCGCAGGAGAGAGUGUAGCCGUCUCCCAGGCAGGACACGAGAAGUCCUCAGAUGCUCAAGUUACAAAAAGCCAAAAUGAUAGUCGAAGCACAAGUACAAGAAGUCUGGAUGGCGAUGGAGUGGAUAUGAUGUCAAACAGGAUGAACUCUUCACUCUCAUCAACUAUUGAUAUAACAAGUGACGACGAAGUUCCAACUUAUUCGGCUAGUAAAUCUGGAUUGGAUAGAACUAUUUCGGCAGAUAUCACCAUUGAAGAAAUGCCAACUCAUUUGGAAGAAUCCGCCCCCGUUACUCAGCACGAUGAGAAAGAUGUUUUAAAAAGAAAUGAGAGCCUUGAAAACCUCCGGAAGAGCUUUGAGAUACUGCAUGAAGAAAAAGUGAAUGAGGAACUCCUUAGUGAUAUAAUGAGGAUUGUGAAAAAUAAUGAAAGAAAAGUCCAAGAGGAAAGAGAGAUGGCAAAAUUGUUGAAGGAUGGAGUGGAAGAGAAGCAUGGCAGACAUUGGCAGGCCAUUGUGGCGUACACGAACCUUGGAUGCAACGUGGAACAUGAGGUGAAUACAUUUGUGUACUUGAGAAAGGACAAUCAUAUAUAUAUUCUCUUUCGAACACCGAUAUCUGAAUAG
Rodentolepis nana is the source of this 1488-nucleotide messenger RNA. Lineage: Eukaryota; Metazoa; Platyhelminthes; Cestoda; Cyclophyllidea; Hymenolepididae. The record is from the annotation of a GenBank genome assembly.